Lactuca virosa is the source of this 851-nucleotide messenger RNA. The record is from the annotation of a GenBank genome assembly. Lineage: Eukaryota; Viridiplantae; Streptophyta; Magnoliopsida; Asterales; Asteraceae.
AUGAAAAAAGAAAAAGAAAAACCCCCACCCACAACCUUCAUCUUCCGCCUCUCUCUCCUCUCGUUCUCACCUUCCCACAGGUACGAUGGUUUUCAUCGUCAUCAGCCUCAAACAUUUCAAUCGUCUGCCACCGUCAUCGUCGAGCAAAGAUCUCCCGCCACCACUGACAAACAAUCGCAACCAUGGGUUGCCACUAUCGAUUUGGGUUUCUCCAGAUUCCAAUUGUUUGAUGUAUGCAUCCUCAUCGAAAGUUGCAGGAUUGGAUUUAGGUUUCUUUAUAUACCAAUUGUAUCUGCUCAUCUCUCUAUCUGUAAGGGCUGGAUUUUAUCCUCAUUCAUGUUUCUGGAUUUCGAUCUUAAACGAGGUGAAAUAAACGAUGAACCUCAAGCAACGGUACCUCUUGUUCCGCCAUCAUCUGAAAAGUCACCGCCCUCAGCCGCUACUGAACCACUAGUGGAACCAAAGAAAGAGUCGAUAAUGUGUAACUCUCUGGUUGAAGUACAACCUACAAGUGAACUCGUGGCAAUAGAGACUAAAAGGACGAUGUCCAUUUUUGAAGAAGAAAUGUUAGGUGUCUUGAAGACGAUAGCUGAAAAGUUGAACAAACCAGAACCACCUACAAAACCGACAUUUGAAGAUUGUGAAAAGAAGUUGAACGAGCUCGGGUGGCCCAAAGAUGAUCCGUUACACCUAGUUGCACUCACAAUUUUUUGUGACGAGAACGUUAACUAUAGGGAAUUGUGGAUGAAAUUAGACCCGAAUUUGUGUACUGAUUGGGUCAGAAUGGGCGUAGUAAAAGAUUCACUUAAUUGUCUGAUGAAUUAGUUCAUGUAUAAAUGUGAAUAUGAAUC